Messenger RNA from Xiphophorus maculatus (southern platyfish), 3050 nucleotides. RefSeq names its product catenin beta interacting protein 1 (gene ctnnbip1). Gene Ontology annotation, cellular component: nucleus; beta-catenin destruction complex; cytosol. NCBI's taxonomy places the organism in Eukaryota, Metazoa, Chordata, Actinopteri, Cyprinodontiformes, Poeciliidae. Bases 149 to 394 code for a protein of 81 amino acids. Gene Ontology annotation, molecular function: beta-catenin binding. Gene Ontology annotation, biological process: negative regulation of Wnt signaling pathway. The transcript is spliced from 4 exons. The record is from RefSeq and is a predicted model, not a curated record.
UGCUGGUUGAUUCAGUCCGCCGUAGCUCUGCCGACUGGAGGGAUGUGACCCCGGAAAAGGACGCCCUGCUAAUACAACAACACCCCAUUCAAACAGAUCACACAAGAAAGUAAAGCUGGACCAGGAGGGAGCCACAGGAGCAGAGGGGAUGAACCGCGAGGAGGCGCCGGGGAAGUCUCCUGAAGACAUGUACAUCCAGCAUAAAGUGCGGGUCCUGCUCAUGCUUAAGAAAAUGGGUUCAAAUCUUACACAGAGCGAAGAAGCUUUUCUCCGGAGUUACGCAGGAGUGGUUCACAGUCAGAUGAGCCAGCUACCACAGCACAAUAUAGACCAGGGUGCAGAGGACGUGGUGAUGGCGUUCUCACGGUCAGAGACAGAAGACCGACGACAGUGACCCAGGCCUCUCUCCACCUCUUCCCAAACAAACCCACCCACUGUCCCGCCCUGUGCAUGAUUCACAACAACAUCCAACUCCACAAACAAACACACACACCGAUGAGCUCAGGAGAAGAGGGGCGCCUGCAGGAGGCAGAGGAGGAGGAGGAGACGCGGCGUUCGCCUCCUACAUCCUGCCCCUUCCUCACCUACUGACGGCACCUGGGAUGCACUCGAGCGGGUCACUGUGGGCCGUGGCCUUAGCAAUAAGGCAAUCUGUGAACACACUCACAAAUUGGGUAAUUGUCGGUUUUCUUUUUAUUUUCUGUGGUGGCAUCGAGGGUUGAUUUUUGUUAGGUUCUGUCCGCGUCGAGGUGUCGGGCAGCGUCACGUCUGCUGCGGUCACCGAGGCGGACCUUUUCGACAGCUGACCCGAAGCGAAGAGAAGUGAUAAUCGUGUUAGAGGAGACGGUUGGCAAGUAUUUCUGCUUUUAAAAGCCCUGCCGUUAGUUUCGGGUUUUAGCUGUUGUGCGUUGUUUUGUUAAUGAGGGGCCUCGUUUUGUAAAAAAAAAAAAAAAACUCAGCAGAUUUAAAGUUACAACCGUGUCUCAGGAUCCGGUAGAAAGUCUCCCCGGUGGAGUCCAGCUUUAGUAUUUACCACUUCUUCAUCUCAUUCGGUCACUCAUAAGAAGAAGCUGGUGUGAAAACAUUAAUUUUAAGAGUAACUACUCAAAAAGAACAGCUGCAUAUGACCGCAUCAGUGUUUGAAGACAUUUUCUGCUUCCGGUUGGAUGGUUUUAAAUUUAAUUAACUAUCCACACCGGACUGUGGCCUGAUUAUGAGGCUCACAUUUUGGUUGUAGGACUCAGAUAAACUCAUUUAGCGACGCAUCGAUCCCCGACCCCCGUCUGCCGCUUUGGUCGGCUUCAGCCGUGCUCUGCGACGGGCGCAGCUGGAUCUCGUUCGUUUUCUAAUUGGAAGUUGCAAAGAAGAAAAACAGUGACGCUUUACUGAAUCAUGGUAUGAACCGUAGGAUUUCUGACAAGGUAUCGACAGGCCGAUAGAGCAGAGUGCGAGUAUCAAUCGUUCAUGUUUAGUUUAGUCCUGGAUCAAUCGACGCUAUUUAUGAAGGAGAAACGCCUGAAGGUCUUUGUUUAAAUCUGGAUAUGUUGUGCAUGAGGCCCCAUUUAUUAUUCAUCUUUCUGCUGCUUUCUUUAUUCUUGUCAGUGUUUAUUUUUAAUCAUGAGCGAUUGAUCAGAAAUUACAGACACUACCAGACGUUAUCGAAUCAAACAUGAAACACAGGUGUAAACAUCCUUUCUGCUUGUUUUUUUUUUUCACUCAUUGUGACGAGUAAAACUAUAAUAUGAUAGUUUUUUUUAUUGUACGUUUAGCUUAUCUUGUAACCAGGUUGCUAUGUAUUGCAAAUUUUUUGCUCAGGUCCCUCUUGAAAAUGAGAUCUAGAUCUCAACGGGGUUUACCUGAUUAAAUAAAGGAAUAUAGCUGGAAACUAGGAAGAAUGAAUUCCAUUUGCCAAUUUAAUAAAAAAACAAAAAACAAGCUGUGGGUGUAAUUUAUUGUUUCCUGAAUUGAUAAUAUUGUUUUCAAUAAAUCGGGAAUUAAUUUAACCAACAAGCAGCGACUCUUUUACACUAAAUUCACACAAACUCUAACUUUUAACUACCUGUAAUCAAACCCAUAACGCCAAACAUUACAACUGUGUGCUGUUUUGUUCUCUUUUUUUUUUUUUACUGUACUGUAUCUGUUGCACUAUUAUCAGCGGGAUAUUUGUUUUUAAAAAUAGAAAAUAAGGAAAACGUUUUAAUAUCUAGGACAAAGAUUAUUUGUUUGAUUCACUGCGGGGUGAAAAGUAUGGUUGUAAAUGUGUUUUUAUUUGUCAUUUACAAAAAAAAAAGAAAAGUUAAAUCUUUAAUUGAUGCAGCUGGACUUUGAAAAAAAAAAAAAGAAUAUUUGUGUCUCAACAGGCAUAUUUCUUAACAACAUGCUGAUUUAUUUAAUUUAGUUUUAAGAUGUUUUAAAGCCAAGCAUGUCUGCUUUGUGGUUUAUCAUGUUUAUUCAGCCUUGUCACAAUGACCAUUGUUUGUAUAUUGUUGGUAUUUGUGGAAGCUAUCAGCUUCGUAGAAAUGUUUUUUUUUUGUUGUUGUUAUUGUUGGCGGUAAGUUCAAGUUCAGACUGAAUGUUUCCAAGAAUCAUCGCAAUGUAAACAGCCAACAGGUCUGUCUGUAUUUUAUGUUUACUUUAUUAUAAAACAUUCUUUAUUUGUCUCUAUGCAUUUUUUUUCUACGGUGUCUUACUGUACAUUGUACCCAUCAGGGCUGGACUGCAGCCUUGGAUCAAGUUGUGUGUGCGGGGGUGGGCGUGUGUGUGUGUGUGUGAGAGAGAGGAGAGAGAAAGAGAUCCUCAUUGAACUUAAAAUCUCCCUGUUUUGAUUUUCAGCAUGCUGUUAAGUUGAAAGCAGGAUUGUGUAUCUUCUUACUGUGACCGGAUGUUGCUUAAUUGUUUUUGUUCUUUUUAUUUUGUCGCCUUGUAUUUUAUUUUCCUUUCCAGUCUACAUUGAUUAGUUGGUUUCUUUUUGGUUUUGUAUGGCUGCUGACCAUACUGCCCUAAUGCUUCCAAAUCCAACUGAACCAUUAAAGAACUUUAAAAAAGCAAAA